UUUUCCUGUCUGAUAAUCACUCAACUCAGCCCACUCGCCUUCUCAACUCAGUAUCUGAUCAGAAUUACACUCCGUUUCAAACAUGGCGGACGGAACCAAAGCCAUCUUCUCCGCUCUCGACGGUGCAAAAACCCAAGUCUACCAUUUCAAAGCCAUUAUAAUCGCCGGUAUGGGAUUUUUCACCGACGCUUACGAUCUCUUUUGCAUAACCGCCGUUACAAAGCUUUUAGGCCGUCUCUACUUUUAUGACCCAACCCUAGCAAAACCUGCACCCGGUAAACUCCCGGAUAACAUCAAUAACGCCGUUACUGGCGUUGCAUUAUGUGGAACCCUAGUUGGUCAGUUAUUCUUCGGAUGGCUCGGAGAUAAACUCGGCCGGAAAAAAGUGUACGGGAUUACACUUGUCACCAUGGUUGGCUGUGCCCUAGCUUCUGGUUUGUCGUUUGGUUCUUCGGCUAACAGUGUUAUAGCGACUCUAUGUUUUUUCCGAUUCUGGCUCGGUUUCGGAAUCGGAGGUGAUUAUCCGCUGUCGGCUGUGAUUAUGUCGGAAUAUGCUAAUCAGAAAACUAGAGGGGCGUUUAUAGCGGCGGUUUUUGCCAUGCAGGGGAUGGGAAUUUUGUUCGCCGGAGCGGUUUCCACCAUUGUUUCUAAGAUAUUUAUGGAAGCUUUUCCGGCUCCAGUUUUUGCUGCCAAUCAUGUGUUGUCUACUCAGCCACAAGCGGAUUUUGCGUGGCGGCUUGUUCUGAUGAUCGGUGCAAUUCCGGCGGCUUUGACGUUUUAUUGGAGGAUGAAAAUGCCGGAAACUGCUCGGUAUACUGCUUUGGUUGAAGGAAAUCAUAAGAAAGCUGCUGCAGAUAUGUCGAGAGUUCUUGAACAUGACUUUCACAUUGAUGAAACUGCAGGUGCCAAGGCGGAUACUCCAGCCAAUCCCACCGCCUCAUACAAACUCUUCUCGUCAGAAUUCUUCCGGCGACACGGCGUUCACCUCCUCGGCACAACCAGCACCUGGUUCAUACUAGACAUAGCCUUCUACAGUCUAAACCUAGCUCAAAAAGACAUCUACCCAGCCAGUGGACUCAUUAACAAAGCCUCCACCAUGAACGCUUUACAAGAAAUGUACCACCUCUCCAAAGCAAUGACCAUCAUCGCCCUCCUCGCCACCGUCCCCGGCUACUGGUUCACCGUCUUCCUGAUCGACAGAAUCGGCCGGUACAUCAUCCAACUCGGCGGUUUCCUCCUCAUGUCAAUCUGCAUGGCGAUUCUCGGAAUUCAGUAUGGAAAUCUCCGGGGAGAGAAGUCUAAGUGCCCGCCUGAUUCUAAAAAGGAUUACUGCGACGGAAAUCCGAUUCUGUUCGUUGUUUUAUUCGGACUCACUCUUUUUUUCGCGAAUUUUGGACCGAAUAGUACGACUUUUAUAGUUCCGGCGGAGCUUUUUCCGGCGAGGUUUAGGUCAACUUGUCAUGGAAUUUCGGCUGCUGCCGGAAAAGCUGGAGCUAUUAUUGGGGCGUUUAUUGUACAGAGUUAUACAUUGGAUGGGAAAUCCGGGGAGAUUAAAAAGGCGAUCAUCGGACUCGCGGUGGUUAACUUGUUCGGAUUCUUCUUCUCUUUCUUGGUGCCGGAAACUAAAGGUAGGUCACUGGAGGAAAUUUCCGGCGAAGAUCAGGAUAUUGAUAACCGCGCCGGUGAUCAGAAUGGGAGAAAUUUUAAUGGUACUUCUGAGAUGAUUUAAUUGUUAAUUACAUAAUUAAUUAUUACUUAAAAAUAAGAGCAAUAUUGUUUGAGUGUAAUUACUCAAAAUUAUAUGUACUUGCGAGUAUUU
Molecule: messenger RNA, 1819 nt
Organism: Mercurialis annua (annual mercury)
Lineage: Eukaryota; Viridiplantae; Streptophyta; Magnoliopsida; Malpighiales; Euphorbiaceae
Product: low affinity inorganic phosphate transporter 8-like
Exons: 2
Coding region: 83-1729 (548 amino acids)
Biological process (GO): phosphate ion transport; transmembrane transport
Cellular component (GO): membrane
Molecular function (GO): phosphate transmembrane transporter activity
Source: RefSeq, a predicted model, not a curated record